AUAAGAAUCAAAACAAGAACAAAAACCUCAAACACACUUAAAAAAGAAGAAGAAGAUAUUAGCAAUCAUGGCUUCAAGAAAACCGUCGGUGAGGCAUCCGAGCCACAGCCAUCCAUUGCGCAGUCACAAGGCCCAAGUUGAAGAAGAGAUCAUCUGCUCUGGCUGCGACCUAGACCUGUUAGGCGCAGCUUUCAAAUGCACAAAGUCAGAAUGUGAUUACUUCUUGCACAAGUCAUGUUUCGAGCUUCCUCGUGAGACUCGCCACAAGGCUCACCCGGAUCACCCUUUGACCCUGCUUUAUUCCCCACCAUACGAGUCAACUUACACGUGCGAUGCAUGCGGUGAGUAUGGAUCCGGAUUCACUUACAACUGCUCUAUCUGCCAGUACGAUGUUCAUGUCGGAUGUGUGUCCAUGCCCGAGUCCGUGGAGCGUGAAGGACACGCACAUCCGCUCACAUUGCUCUACCGUUCCCCUUACCAGAACGGUUUGAUCUUUAACUGUGAUGUUUGUCAAGAGACUGUACCGGAUAACCUCUGGUCGUAUUAUUGCAAGGAAUGUGAUUAUGGCACGCAUUUACAUUCUUGCGCGGUAGAGGAAGAAGAAGAAGAGCCAAAAAGAGGAGGAGGAGGAAGCGGAAGAGGAAGCACAAGCAGUGGUGGUAAUAAGGGAGGGAGAGGGUCAGCGGCUUCGGAGUUGGCUGCAAUGUUGGAAGCUCAAAGGGAGAUGGAGAAGAUGCAGAUUGAGUUACAUAUGGAGAUGCAAAGAGCUAAGAUUGCUAAGAAAGCGAGAAAGGCUUGUCUCAAGUUGAUCUAAAAACGUUUUAUCAAAAAAAAAAAAAAAAAAAAGAAAUCGUUUCUCUGGAGCUAUCUGGGAUUCUUGAUGCUUUGGAAACUCGUUUAUUGUUUCUUGUGAUUGGACGUUCUUUGUUUUUCAUUGAAUUUGCAAGCUUCCAUGUUUGUUUUUUUCUCUUGAAUAAAAAGCCUUUUGAGUU
Arabidopsis arenosa is the source of this 992-nucleotide messenger RNA. Lineage: Eukaryota; Viridiplantae; Streptophyta; Magnoliopsida; Brassicales; Brassicaceae. The record is from the annotation of a GenBank genome assembly.